Molecule: messenger RNA, 2402 nt
Organism: Choloepus didactylus (southern two-toed sloth)
Lineage: Eukaryota; Metazoa; Chordata; Mammalia; Pilosa; Megalonychidae
Product: keratin, type II cytoskeletal 6A-like
Exons: 11
Coding region: 5-1846 (613 amino acids)
Biological process (GO): keratinization; intermediate filament organization
Cellular component (GO): keratin filament
Molecular function (GO): structural constituent of skin epidermis
Source: RefSeq, a predicted model, not a curated record
GGCAAUGGAUGGAGAAUUCAGGCAAGGCAAUUCUUCUGAUAUUUCAGGCACUCUACAGAAUGGAAGCCAACACCUGCUUGUGACACACAACCAUGCUCUACGCUCCAGCUGCUUGCGCUUUCCUCAGCCUUCAUCUCUUCAGGGAACCAUGUCUAGCAAAUCCACCAUGAGGAUCCAGAGCAGCAGGAGCCACCGUGGCUUCACCACCAGCUCAGCCAGACUCCCUGGGGCCGGCCGCUCCGGCUUCAGCAGCGUCUCUGUGUCCCGCUCCAGGGGCAGUGGUGGCCUGGGUGGAGUGCACGGAGGAGCUGGCUUUGGGAGCCGGAGCCUCUAUGGCCUGGGCGGCUCCACGAGGAUCUCCAUUGGAGGGGGCAGCUGUGCCAUCAGGAGUGGAUAUGGUGGCAGAGUUGGAGGAGGCUUUGGCCUUGGAGGAGGAGCCGGGAGUGGAUUUGGUUUUGGCGGUGGAGCCAGUAGUGGCUUUGGCUUUGGUGGUGGGGCUGGAUUUGGUGGUGGCUAUGGCGGCUCUGGCUUCCCCGUCUGCCCCCCUGGAGGCAUCCAAGAGGUCACUGUCAACCAGACUCUCCUCACCCCUCUGAACCUGGAAAUCGACCCUACCAUCCAGCGGGUGAAGAACGAGGAGCGCGAACAGAUCAAGACCCUCAACAACAAGUUUGCCUCCUUCAUUGACAAGGUGCGCUUCCUGGAGCAGCAGAACAAGGUUCUGGAGACCAAAUGGACCCUGCUCCAGGAGCACGGCCCCAAGACCGUGAGCCAGAGCCUGGAGCCUCUGUUUGAGCAGUACAUCAACAAUCUCAGGAGGCAGCUGGACCAAAUCCAGGGGGAGAGACUUCGCCUGGAAUCAGAGCGGAAAAGCAUGCAGGACGUCGUGGAGGACAUGAAGAACAAAUAUGAAGAUGAAAUCAACAAGCGCACAGCAGCAGAGAAUGAAUUUGUGACUCUGAAGAAGGAUGUUGAUGCUGCCUACAUGAAUAACACUGAACUGCAAGCCAGGAGGGAUGCUCUUGGACAGGAGAUCGAUUUCCUGAGGGUCCUAUAUGAGGCGGAACUGUCUCAGAUGCAGACCCAAGUCUCAGACAUGUCCGUGGUCCUCUCCAUGGACAACAACCGCAACCUGGACCUGGACAGCAUCAUCGCCGAGGUCAAGGCCCAGUACGAGGACAUCGCCCAGAGGAGCCGGGCCGAGGCCGAGUCCUGGUACCAGUCCAAGUAUGAAGAGCUGCAGGUCACGGCAGGAAGACAUGGGGACGACCUGCGCAACACCAAGCAGGAGAUUGCUGAGAUGAACCGCAUCAUCCAGAGACUGAGAUCAGAGAUUGACAAUGUCAAGAAGCAGAAUGCCAAUCUGCAGGCCGCCAUCGCUGAUGCUGAGCAGCGUGGGGAGAUGGCUCUCAAGGAUGCCAAGAUUAAGCUGGAAAGUCUGGAGGAUGCCCUGCAAAAGGCAAAGCAGGACAUGGCCCAGUUACUGAAGGAGUACCAGGAUCUCUUGAAUGUCAAGCUGGCCCUGGACGUGGAGAUUGCCACCUACAGGAAGCUGCUGGAAGGGGAGGAGUGCAGGCUGCAAGGGGAAGGCGUUGGACAGGUCAACAUCUCAGUGGUGCAGUCCACCGUCUCCAGUGGCUAUGGUGGCGCCGGUGGUGUCGGCAGUGGCUUAGCCCUGGGUGGAGGCAGCAGCUACUCCUACAGCAGUGGUCACAGCCUUGGAGGUGGCUUCAGUUCCGGCAGUGGCAGAGGCAUCGGCGGUGGCCUCAGCUCUUCCGGGGGCGGCAGUUCCAGCAUCAAAUAUACCACCACCUCAUCCUCCAGCCGGAAGAGCUACAGGCACUGAAGUUCCACCUCCAGCUCUGGAUCCCUAAUGCCAAGGCCCCCUCUCGAGCUGACUAGUGCCCCCUUUCCCCUUAGGGGUCUUGCAGAUGUCAGGUGUCUUCUUCCUCACUGGGUUCUGGUCUUCUCUGUCUCUGUGAGUCAGAGCCCACAUGCUUAAGCCCUCAUUUCUCCUCUCUGUGUAAACCUGCUCCACCUUCCUUUGCUCAACAUCAGGAUGUCAACUUCUGAUUUUACACCAUAAUUUAAUCACAACUGAUUAAAUCACAAGCUUCACUUUGUUACUAAAUUAUCUAUCUCUUGCAUCCAACAUCUGAUAUCUGAGGCUGAGCUUUAUAAGUAAAUGACGUCAUACCCUGUCAAAAUAAAAACCUGGCGUGGUCCUAAUUCAGAACAGAACAACUUCCCUUCAAUUCCUGUGCCAAGGGGACCCCCUCUUACAGGUCCUGAGAGCCUUCCUCACCAUGGCCGUGAAAGCACGAGUGAAUAGUCCAGUGAUGUAGAGUCUGUGUCCCUGUGAAUGUUUCCUCUAUUCUUUGCUCUCUUGUGAUUGGUAAAUA